Molecule: messenger RNA, 4983 nt
Organism: Anolis carolinensis (green anole)
Lineage: Eukaryota; Metazoa; Chordata; Lepidosauria; Squamata; Anolidae
Gene: rabgap1l
Product: RAB GTPase activating protein 1 like
Exons: 4
Coding region: 711-929 (72 amino acids)
Source: RefSeq, a predicted model, not a curated record
ACAUCCAAGGAGGACCUUCUACAAGCUGAUUUUGAAGGAGCUUUGAAGUUUUUUAGGGUACAGCUACCCAAGAGAUACAGAGCUGAAGAGAAUGCUAGAAGACUUAUGGAACAGGCCUGCAAUAUAAAGACUCCUUAGGACAGAGGCAAAUACACACACAGAAAAACUAAGUUUCUGCAGUAUUUGAUCUAUUUCUCAGAAAAAUCCCCACGCUGCCAAGAUACCGUUUAUUAAUUUUGCAACAAUCCGUGGAUCAAGCAUAAAGUAAAUCGUUUUGAGAAAUCUAAACUCCCGAACUUCAAAGGAAUCCUUUAAUGUGACAAAAUACUGCAUUUCAAAAACAGUUGUGGAACAUCCUAGCGAGAACCCCAUUAUGAAUCAAGGCGUUUGGAUCUUUUCUUGCUUCUUUUGGAUUUAAUUUCCUGAUGGACAGUUGCUUUAUGAAGAUCUUACUGAAUGGUGAUUCCAGUAUGUGAGCAGUGGAGCAGAUGUUUCAACUAAACAUUUCCUGCAAAGAUAAGAAAGACUCCCAUAGGAAAGCAACAUAGAGAAGCAGCUUGGAUUAGUUGCUGUGUUUUUCUUUCCUCUUUUUACUCCACCCACUUAGUCUCUUCAGGUGGGUGUGAACAACUGAUACAGAGCUGAGCUAAUUCUUUGCUGUUGGAUACUAAGUCUCUUGCCAGCCACCAUUCACAAAGUGUGCUGACAAAAUGAUGGAAGAAAUAUCCAUUGUAGUGGCCUACGACUCCCAUGUUUUUAGCCUGCGGUGUGAUGAAGACCUUCUGUCCAGCAUGGUUGCAGUCAGCAAACCCAAACAUGUGGUGCCAACAAAGAAGUUAAAAAAAUAUGAGCGAGAGUAUCAAGCUAUGCGGGAGAAUCAGCUGCAGCAGGAAGACCCUCUGGACCAAUACAAGUUUAUAUGUUUGUAGGUAACUCAUCUGCUGUUGAACUUUUCUGGGAAACUGCAUGACAUGCUGAGAGAGAGAGAGUGAAUGAGUGAUUCUUCUACCACUGACAUACAAAGGAGGAAAUGCCUUUGUCUGAUUCCCUACCAUAGGUAUAUUUUGGAAAGUGAAUGCUUGCAGGGAGGACUUCUGACAUUUUGUUUUCUGUUCUGUCAAUUUUCUUGAUGGUUUGUUAAUAUUUAUAGUAGCAUUGAUCGCACAGAGUGAGAAGCACACAUUUCAUAAAGUAUUGCCUUUUAUGAGGCUAAAUAAUUAUUCAGUUACAUUGGUUACAUUUGUGGAUAAAAUGAAACUCCUCAGUUGAAGCCUUACCAUAUCUGAUGAUUAUUAUUUUUUGCUGCUUUUGCAGUUCAGGUGUAGCAUAGUGACUAAGGUGAAUGAAGACAUCUAUCUACAUCUCACAUUACCCACAAAUUUAUUAGUAAGCCUUAAAAAGGCCAUUAUUCUUUCAGACUGUAUGCCAUCACUGGUAUAUUUUUUUUACUAGCUUACCUUACAGGGCUGUUGUAAGGAUUAUUGCAAUUAUGUAUGUGAAGUGUUUUGGGUUUUUUAAAUUUUUUGAAAUACACUCCAUCAGUGAUAAGUAUUAAGUGUGAAAGCUUGCAUUGUGUAACAAUACUCACUGGUUGAAUAAAAUAUUUUUUCUCUACUUGAAUGUUUGUUAAUAUGCUGUCCUAAUCGAUAUUUUGGGCCUUUAGAUGGUUUCUGAAAGCAACACACAUAACUAUUAUUCAUUUAAUGAGAUAUGCCAAAAACUCAAAGAUAUGUGAUAAGCAGUUAUGUAUUGUUUUUUUGUUGCAGUGAUCAGAAACACUGAAUUCUAGGUGGGAGUAGUUUUUUCAUGGUAGAUUGGCAGAUAACUGUCUCCUUAUUUAGCUAAUUGAUUAGAUAUUCUGGUUCAGUAAAUUGUCACUAUAGAUUUGGGUAAUUUUUGUCUUUUUCUGAAAUGGGCUGUGUUUAGUUAUACAGAUCCUUCCAAAUUGGUCUUUUAUUGUGCAGUUUGCCUUAUCCACAUAAUUCAGUUGUGUGUGUGUGUGUGUGUGUAAUUGUUGUCACCUCACACUUACAGACCUACUGUGUUCUUCCAUAUCUUCUUCCCAAUAUUUAUUACCUUAAAAAGCCCAUUAAGGAUGGAAACACAAUAAAUCCACAGUAGCUUUUGAGCAGAUGUUCCAAUGUAGUUGCUCUUUGUUGAUAAAAGAUUGGCUAUUAAAUAGUCAUAUAUAUCUAUAUGUGUGUGUGUGUCAAAGUAUGUAUGUAUGCAUGUUGGUUUGUUUGUACGUUUGCACCACUAAGGCCCCUACAUGGCGUGAUGGAUCUGGACCAAACUUGCCACACAUAACCUUCAUUACUCAACCAAAAAUAAUUGAGAGAUUUUAACUAAUAAAUCCCACCCAUUUUGGGAAAGAAAAGGAACUAUGAUUUUACUAGGAAAGAAAGGGAGUGAAGUGAUUUGGCUGAUGUUGGAUGACAUGUGUAUGAGGGUGAGGGAGGGAAGGAAGGAAAAGGGAAAGAAAGAAAAAGGGAAGGAAGGAAGUAGGUGAAAGGAACGAGAAAGAAGGAAAGAGAAUGAAGGGAAGAAAGAAGAGAAAGGAAGGGAGUUAAGAAAGAAAGAAGGGAAGAAAAAGAAGGAAGAGAAAGGAAAGCUAGAAGAAGUGGGAAGGUAAAUGAGAGAAAGCGAAAGAAAAGAGAGGGAGAAGGCGUAUGGGGGAAAUGGAGGAAGGAAGGAAAGAGCUACAAGGAGAGCUUGCCCACUGUUGUCAGAGCAUUGUCAUUGGGACAUUGUGAUGUAGGUGGUUUCAGAGCUGUAAAAGGACGAAAGCAGCCCAUCCCUGACACCCGGGCAAAGCCAGGUAUAUAUACUAUUAGAAAUAGAAAAUGCAGUUAGUGCAAGUUCUCAUUCUUCAUGUUCUGAAUGAGGCAAUUUUAUCAAACAGAGUAGUCAUGAACGCGAGUGAAAAAUGUUUCUUUUUCAUUUCCAAACCCAAACCAUAGUUUGAAAGGAGGUUAAAACUAAAGAAGAGGGCUUAAUCUCUCUCAACUUUGCCCUCCAGGAAUCCCUGUCUAGCAGUAGCAGAAGUAGCAGUAAUUUACUGGAAUCCUGUCUCUCUGACCAGGUGCCCUUUCCCACUGCUUUCUAGGCCUAAUAUGUGUAUACCUGAGGCUGUGUGGUCCAGACAGAUGAAGGAUUCUGUUGAUAUACUGCCUACAUCUGUGUCCAACAGUCUCCCCAUCUGAGCUAGCCAGGAUGGUUUCAUAAUGAGCAUUGGCAUAAAAUGGUUUGUAGUGCAACAUACAUGCUGAAAUUGCUUUGUCCAGAAUAGCUCAUGUCUGCCAUAGACUACCCAGUCAAUUUUAAACUAUGAAUUUUAUAUUCAUUAGUAUUGUUAUUUCAAUGUUUGUAUUUCUGUUAUCAUGAAUAGAUCACUGCUUCAGGCAUUUCAGAAUAAGAUUAUCCAGUCUGAUUUUAAGGCUGGCUAUGGAACAGAGAUGGCUUUGCUUGCAUUGGUGGACCACCUAUGCCAAGAUAGAGGAACUGUGUUCCUGUUGGUUGCAAUGGACUUUUUGUCAGCUUUCAAUACCUCCACCAUGGUGUGUUACUGGACCAUGGGAUAUGACUUGAGGCUACUGUUUUAGAGUGGCUUUGUUUCUUCCUGAAGAUGUGAAUCCAGGAUGUGGUGCUUGAGGGUCCUGUUCAAUCUCAUUUAUUUGUGUGAUCCCCUGGACCAGUUCUGUCCUCCAUGCUCUUUAAAAUGUACAUGAAAUCGCUGGGAUCAGGAUCCUCCAGAAAGUUUUAACCUAGCACUGUCAGUUUAAAGAUGACACCCAACUCUUAAUACUUCUUGCCACCUCAAUGCAGGGAAACUGUUUCAAUUCUAAACCAAUAUGUAUAAUCAAUCAGUAAUGCACCGGGUUAAGAAAAACUAAUUAAAACUUAAUCCAGAGAAGUUGGAGAUGCUCCUAGUCAAUUAAAAUGGAGAUCAAGCAACAGAAAUAUAACCUGAUGAGGUUAUAUUCCCCUUUGAAUACACAGUUUCUGGAUUCGAGCUUGAACUGGAAGUUUAGAUCUCAGAAGAAUCCAGGAGUGCAUUUGCACAGUUAAGACUUGUGUGCCAAUCGUGCUUUUUUUCUGGAGAUAUUACACUUGGCCAUGACAUAUGCUUUAGUUAUAUCCUGUUUAGAUUAGCAUCGGGGCAGGCUUUGAAAUGUUCAGCAAUUUCGUUGCUCCAAAAAAGCUGGUGCUGGCUACAAAAAGCAUGUAACUCCCUUGCUGCAACAGGUCCACUGAGUGCCCUCUAAAGUCCUAUAUGCUUCCCAAUAAGCAAGGCACAAUGUCUUGUCUCUAGGGUAAAUAAAAAGUAUCUAUUUGUCCACUCUGAAUUAAAUGCUCUAUGUUUUAAUUCAAUUUUCCAUUUCUUUUUAUCACCCAGUUUGCAAAGUCACCUCAAAAGCGUUAAUGUUGGAACCAGAAAAUCUUUACAGCAGUUGCUCACAUACAAAUAGAUACUAAAAUGAAUGUCUGAUCUUGGAGAGAAUGUCAGAUACUUGUGUAACUUGGCAGGUAGUUAUGCAGUGAGAGAGGGUAAGAAGUCAUCAAGUUAUUGCCGUUUAUUGCAUAGUGGGCAUCAGCUAUGUUGAUGUGUAGCUGUACUCACUUUGUCCUUUUUCAAUGACGGUUAUGACCAACAACUUAACAGCAAGAUGCAAUGACCCUCACUCCUCUCAGUCUAGAGACAGACUGAUGGUGGUUGGUUGUUGUGGGUCACACAACAAACAGGAGAGAGUGCGCAAUGGUAACCCACCCACCGAGUUACAUGCCGGACACAAUAGUGACUAAUGGAAGGCAAGUUAAGUGGGAUGGUCCCGGGUAACAGUAAGCAAAAGUUAUGUACAGACAAAGCACUUGUUACAUUCAUACCUUCUCUUACAUCCUCUACAUUUUUUGCAUAUUGUCCCAAAUCCUUACGUUGUGCACCUUUAGAAUAGAAGCGUUCUUAACUCUGGUCUGAUUUUUUUU